This is a messenger RNA of Anopheles stephensi (Asian malaria mosquito), 3650 nucleotides long. Its product is annotated as mucin-5AC-like. The transcript is spliced from 7 exons. The record is from RefSeq and is a predicted model, not a curated record. The coding region runs from base 145 to 3318 and encodes 1057 amino acids. Gene Ontology annotation, molecular function: chitin binding. Lineage: Eukaryota; Metazoa; Arthropoda; Insecta; Diptera; Culicidae. Gene Ontology annotation, biological process: carbohydrate metabolic process.
AACUGUUUCAACAGACGGGCGCACGGAAAUCGGGCGUCUGGGACCAGUCAAUUGAAGGGUGUAUAUAUAGUUCUUGCCCGUCAAACAGGAAACCAGUUUAAGAUACUGACGUGAGUGGUACGCACCGCUACGGUAGUCAGCACAAUGGAUCGAUAUCUGUUGACAAGCUUGUUGCUGGUGUGUCUGGUGUUCGCGUACGCACCAGAGGCAGCAGCACAGAAGGCGCGCGUGUGUUUUGCCCAGUCCAACGACUACAGUACGACCACAGCGAUAGGGUUCUGUUCGCACGCCGUCUACAUUGCACUGAAUCCUACCUCCAAAGGUUUCGUGGGUUUGCUGAACCCGGCCAACGAUGCGGAUGAUCUUCUAGGCGGCAUCAAGAAGUUCGUUGGCCGCAAAACAGUCUACCCGUAUGUGGAGAUGUAUUUGGGUGUGCUGGGCAGUGUUGCGGCGAGCAACAUUCUCUGGCUAAACUCAGCGGCGACGCGCAAAACGUUCAUCGAUCUGCUCGUUCCAAAGGUGCAGGAAUAUCCGGCAAUCAGUGGCGUGUACUUGGAUUUCGUAGGAGUAACGACCACCUACGCGAACGGGUACAGUACCUUCGUGUCGGAGCUUUAUACGGCUCUCACCGCUAAAAACUUGAAGCUGAUCACAGCUUUACCGUGGGAUGCGACUGCCUCGGCCGAUAUUUACUUUAACCCAACGCUGCCGCUCUUGCCGUUCAACGUGAUCAAAACCCAUGAAGACAUGUACUCGACGACUACGAACACCCAUCCAAUCAGUCCACUGUUCGCACUCUCAUCGCCAUUCAAUGUCGAGACGAAAACCAUCUACAAUAACGUGUUCAGAUGGGUGAUUAAGGGUUUCGUGCCAAGCUCGAUUAUCGUCAGUUUGCCAAUGUACAGUCUUAAGUUUACCACAGCAGGUGGGACACAGUUUAAUUCUGCUGCCACAGCUGUCACAACGGACACAUAUUGUAAUGCUUUGCUGUUCGCAUCCACGAAUACUGUUGGCACUCCGCAAGGAGGCGAAGGAUUUGCCUACAGCUCAAACACCUUCUACACGUACAAUUCACCCGCUGGCGUGACAGAUAAGCUGAUGUUUGUGACAGGCACAAACCUGGGCGGAGUUGCCGUAUAUUCGCUAGAUCAGGCGGGUGGUACUAAUGCGGAGAUGCUUCGGCAGGUGACUAGCGUGCUUGCACCGACACCGCCCGCUUCAGCUACCUAUCCUGCGGCAGAAACAGCGGUGUGUGGUGUGCCCAUAACCUUCCCAACACCGCCGACCACAACAACGACGACGACAACAACAACGACUACCACACCUACUACAACCACUACUCCACCUACUACUGCUCCUACUACUGCUCCUGCCACAACAGCAUCGACUGCAUCAACAGCGUCAACGGCGUCAACUGCGUCAACAGCGUCAACAGCACCUACUACUGCUCCUGCCACAACGGCAUCAACAGCAUCAACAGCACCUACUACAGCUCCUGCCACGACUGCAUCAACAGCUUCAACAGCUUCAACAGCAUCAACUGCUUCCACAGCGUCAACAGCAUCAACAGCACCUACUACUGCUCCUGCCACGACUGCAUCAACAGCAUCAACGGCUUCAACAGCAUCAACUGCGUCAACAGCAUCAACAGCGUCAACAGCAUCCACAGCACCUACUACUGCUCCUGCCACGACUGCAUCAACAGCAUCAACGGCUUCAACAGCAUCAACUGCGUCAACAGCAUCAACAGCGUCAACAGCAUCAACAGCGUCAACAGCAUCAACAGCUUCAACAGCUUCAACAGCUUCAACAGCACCUACUACUGCUCCUGCCACAACUGCAUCGACUGCAUCAACAGCAUCCACAGCACCUACUACUGCUCCUGCUACGACUGCAUCGACUGCAUCAACUGCGUCAACAGCUUCAACAGCUUCAACAGCUUCAACAGCUUCAACAGCACCUACUACUGCUCCUGCCACAACAGCAUCGACUGCAUCAACAGCGUCAACAGCUUCAACAGCUUCAACAGCUUCAACAGCACCUACUACUGCUCCUGCUACGACUGCAUCGACUGCAUCAACAGCAUCUACAGCACCUACUACUGCUCCUGCCACAACGGCAUCAACUGCAUCAACAGCCUCAACAGCAUCAACAGCGUCUACCGCAUCUACAGCUUCUACCGCAUCUACAGCAUCAACUGCGUCAACAGCAUCAACAGGGUCAACAGCAUCAACAGCAUCCACAGCACCUACUACUGCUCCUGCCACAACAGCAUCGACUGCAUCAACAGCUUCAACAGCUUCAACAGCGUCUACCGCAUCUACAGCUUCUACCGCAUCUACAGCAUCAACUGCGUCAACAGCAUCAACAGGGUCAACAGCAUCAACAGCAUCCACAGCACCUACUACUGCUCCUGCCACAACAGCAUCGACUGCAUCAACAGCUUCAACAGCUUCAACAGCUUCAACAGCGUCUACCGCAUCUACAGCUUCUACCGCAUCUACAGCAUCAACUGCGUCAACAGCAUCAACAGGAUCAACAGCAUCAACAGCAUCCACAGCACCUACUACUGCUCCUGCCACAACAGCAUCGACUGCAUCAACAGCUUCAACAGCUUCAACAGCGUCUACCGCAUCUACAGCUUCUACCGCAUCUACAGCAUCAACAGGGUCAACAGCAUCAACAGCAUCCACAGCACCUACUACUGCUCCUGCCACAACAGCAUCGACUGCAUCAACAGCUUCAACAGCUUCAACAGCUUCAACAGCGUCUACCGCAUCUACAGCUUCUACCGCAUCUACAGCAUCAACAGGGUCAACAGCAUCAACAGCAUCCACAGCACCUACUACUGCUCCUGCCACAACAGCAUCGACUGCAUCAACAGCUUCAACAGCUUCAACAGCGUCUACCGCAUCUACAGCUUCUACCGCAUCUACAGCAUCAACUGCGUCAACAGCAUCAACAGGGUCAACAGCAUCAACAGCGUCAACAGCGUCAACAGCAUCAACAGCAUCAACAGCAUCAACAGCUUCAACAGCAUCAACCGCAUCAACAGCACCCACUACGGCUCCUGACACAACUGCAUCAACUGCAGCCACUACACCGACUACUACAACUACAACAACACCUACAACAACUACGGUAUCUACACCCACAACUACUACCUCCUCCGUCGCCACGACAAUCGCCGCGUCACCGACCACGUGCAACCUGUUGGUGCGAGAAGAGUACAGCAGUCUUGUAGCGGAGUUCUGCUCCAACUUCAAGGCAGUUGCAGCAUUUAAUACCGAAGGUGCCAGCUGUGGCAUCGUAGCAUAAGUCUGACUGUUGUAAUCGAUGAUCCGAUGGGGAAGAGCAUCGCUAAAUGCGCAAAACAAUUAACUGCUGUUUGGCGAAUGUAACACGUAACGAUGCAAUUGCCUCGAAGGUAACACACAACGUAACCGAUUAAAAAGUUGACAAAUCCUUUCCCCUUUUUGGGUCGCUACAAGCGCGGAACCGUCAAAGCGGGAUAGAUUUACGAAUUGUCGUGCUGUGAGCACGAAGCGACGUGAGGCAACGAAUGAAGGUCACGAUUACUGAUUGUAUUAAAUAAUAGGUAAAAUAAAUGGAAAAGGUUAAAUAAAUAGCUCUUCUAUGUAUUAUUAAAA